Messenger RNA from Scaptodrosophila lebanonensis, 249 nucleotides. RefSeq names its product transcription elongation factor 1 homolog. Lineage: Eukaryota; Metazoa; Arthropoda; Insecta; Diptera; Drosophilidae. The transcript has a single exon. Gene Ontology annotation, cellular component: transcription elongation factor complex. Bases 1 to 249 code for a protein of 82 amino acids. Gene Ontology annotation, biological process: transcription elongation by RNA polymerase II. The record is from RefSeq and is a predicted model, not a curated record. Gene Ontology annotation, molecular function: RNA polymerase II complex binding.
AUGGGAAGGCGGAAGUCAAAACGAAAGCCUCCACCAAAGAAGAAGCUCACUGAGCCUUUGGCCGAACAAUUUAAUUGUCCUUUUUGUAGUUACAAUAGCUCCUGUGAAGUAAAAAUGGACAAAAGGCGAAACUUGGCAAAAAUUACAUGUCGCGUUUGCCAAGAAGAUUUCAAAACAAUAAUUCAUUAUCUCUCUGAGCCCAUUGAUGUGUAUAAUGAUUGGAUUGAUAUGUGCGAGGCAAAAAAUUAA